UCUGAGAGAGCACUCAGCUCGACGAGAGGCUGGACAGCACAUGAUCGGCCGGCGCGCACGCUCCACAUCUCUAACUCUCCUUUCUUUUGUCUCCCUAUCUCUCUCUUUCCUCUCUCUGUUUGCUUUUGUCCUGCACUCUGACCAGCACCGGGUCGCUCCUCACAGCAGAGUUCAGAAUUGCACUACAAUGUCUGCGGUGGCUUCUCUGCAGUAAGCACACAAAGGUUAUGCUGCCCAAAAGCUGUCUGAGUCCCAGUGAGAAAGAGAAGGGCUAAAGCCGCACUGAUCCAAACCCAGCUUUCCAGAUCCUCUCCAGCAGCGACUCCACUGCGGAGCCAUGAGCAACCCCAGCGCUCCCAGCCAGAUCACAGAUGCCGUGGCAGCGGUUAUUCACAGUCCAGAGGCUCCUGCUGCCUCAUCACUACACGGGACUCCGCGCUCAGAAGAAGACGACGAUGGGGACCUGAACAAAACUUUGGGCGUCCAUCGCUUCGAGCAGAUCCUUAGUCCUGCCGCUGUCGUACCUGAUGAGCAGCACCACAACUACCAUGAGGAGGACAUUGAAUACCACCGUCACUCCUCCCACCACAUCCACCGACCUCUGUCCAAACUGCCCCCCGAGGGACGCAGGAAGAAGAGCAGCAAGAAAAGGAAGAAGGACAAAGACCACAAAAGCAGCCUUGCUCCCACCAGUGGCCCCAUAGAGGAAGGAGAGGAUGAAGAGGAAGAGGAGGAGGAAGGGACGGAGACAACUUCUGCUCUGUCUGAUUCAGAGAGAGUCAAAGAUGUGGAGUUCUUUCUUUCGGAUGAAGACCAUGUGGCCAAACGUGGCAAAGAGAGCCCCCGCUCAGCCCGAGAGCUUGAUAUUGUGCCACAGUCUGGCGUCGGAGCAGAUACUGAAGAUUCGACCUCCACAGAUAAGCCGGUCUUAUCCGACACCUCCAGCCCCUCUCCCCAGCCAGUGCCACCUGAACACAUACCGCUGGCCCGGGUGUCAUCCGCCAGCCGCAGCUACGACCUGCAAGAGCGCCGGCGUACGGGCAACAUGACGGGAGCUGAGCAGGCCAAGUACCAACGUAUUCCCACUGACGAGAGCGAGGCUCAGACACUGGCCUCCGCUGACCUGGACGGCAUCAAGAGUCAUCGCUUUGAAGAUGUUCCCGGCGUCCGCAGACACCUGGUCAGAAAGAGCACUAAGGGACAAGUGGUGCACAUUGGUAAAGACCACAAGGAGCCGACCACUCGCAGCCGCAAGCAGGACCGAACGCCACAUGAGUCGUUGCCGGUGGUUCUGUACCGCUCUGCCUCGCGGCCAGAAGGCAUCCUGCUGGACAUGGACUCCGGUCAAAUGGCUCGGUACCAGAAGGUGUUUGUGGAGCUGAACGAGCUGACCAUGGACAAGAACCAGGAGAUGCAGUGGAAGGAAACGGCUCGUUGGAUCAAGUUUGAGGAAGAUGUGGAGGAGGAGACGGAUCGCUGGGGGAAACCUCACGUUGCUUCUCUGUCUUUCCGCAGUCUGCUGGAGCUCAGAAAGACCAUCUCACACGGUGCGGUGCUGCUGGACCUGGACCAGAAGACACUGCCUGGCAUCGCCCAUCAGGUGGUGGAGCAGAUGAUCAUCUCUGAUCAGAUCAAAGCUGAGGACCGAGCCAACGUCCUGAGGGCCCUGCUGCUUAAACACAGUCACCCGAGCGAUGAGAAAGAGCACAGCAGCCCUUUCCCCAGGAACAUCUCGGCAGCCAGCCUCGGCAGUCUGAUAACACACCACAACAGUGCCAACCACACCCACCAGCCGGAGCCGUCUGUCACCGACCCGCUCAUGGGCACCAUCCAGGCUACGGGGGACACAGACACUCGCAUCGACAUGGAGAAGAACGAGGUACAGCAGAAGGAGCCGAACUUGGUGCCCGGUAUGCAUCGGUCCAAGUCCAAACAUGAGCUGAAGCUGCUGGAGAAGAUUCCUGAAAAUGCGGAGGCCACGGUUGUCCUCGUAGGCAGUGUGGACUUCCUGGAGCAGCCCACCAUGGCGUUUGUGCGACUGCAGGAAGCGGUGGAGCUGGAGUCCGUCUUAGAGGUCCCUGUGCCCGUCAGGUUCCUCUUUGUUCUGCUGGGACCCCCCACCACCAGCAUGGACUACCACCAGAUAGGACGUUCCAUCUCCACGCUAAUGUCUGACAAGCAAUUCCACGAGGCAGCCUACCUGGCGGACGACAGGCAGGACCUGCUGAACGCCAUCAACAGCUUCCUGGACUGCAGCAUCGUGCUGCCGCCGUCGGAGAUGGGAGGGGAUGAGCUGCUGCGCUCUGUCGCUCGCUUCCAGAGGGAGAUGCUGCGUAAGAGGGAGGAGCAGGAGGUCAAACUGUUGGCCAAAGAACCUAAAAGCCUUGAAGAAAAAGAGGCCCUCCUCACACCUUUGAAAAAGUCAGACGACCCUUUAGAGCGCACAGGGCGCCCCUUUGGUGGGCUGAUACGAGACGUGCGGCGACGUUAUCCGAAGUACGUCAGCGACUUCAAGGAUGCCCUGAACAGUCAGUGCAUGGCUGCUGUUAUCUUUAUCUACUUUGCUGCCCUCUCUCCAGCCAUAACAUUCGGAGGCCUACUGGGUGAGAAGACGGAAGGUCUGAUUGGUGUUUCUGAGCUGAUUGUGUCGACAGCAGUGCAGGGUGUGAUCUUCUGCCUGCUCGGAGCUCAGCCACUGCUGGUUGUGGGCUUCUCCGGACCCUUACUGGUUUUUGAGGAGGCCUUUUACAGUUUCUGCAAAUGGAAUGAGAUUGAGUACCUGACUGGUCGCGUCUGGAUCGGAUUUUGGCUCAUCGUCAUCGUGAUCGUCAUGGUGGCCUUCGAAGGCAGCUUUCUGGUCCGCUUCGUCUCCCGCUUCACCCAAGAGAUCUUCUCCUUCCUCAUCUCCCUCAUCUUCAUCUGCGAGACCUUCAUCAAGCUUGGCAGGAUUUUUAAGGAGCACCCUCUGAGACGCUGCUCCCUUGACAACAGCACAAUAGAGGGCACCUCAACAGACAAUAUCACCCUCUCACUGAGCAACAGCAGCCUGUCUGUGACGGCCAAGGACCGAGGCGAGCCCAACACUGCUCUGCUCUCUCUGGUCCUCAUGGCCGGAACGUUUUUCAUAGCUUUCUACCUGCGCAAGUUCAAGAACAGUGCGUUCUUCCCUGGAAGGUUUCGCAGGAUCAUUGGAGAUUUUGGGGUGCCCAUCGCCAUCCUCAUCAUGGUCCUGGUAGAUUACAGCAUAGACGACACAUACACACAAAAACUGAGUGUUCCCAGAGGUUUCUCAGUGACGAGUCCCAGUAAACGUGGCUGGAUCAUCAGUCCCCUGGGUUCGGACGGAAACUUCCCCAUCUGGAUGAUGUUUGCUUGCUGUUUGCCGGCUCUGCUGGUUUUCAUCCUCAUCUUCAUGGAGACGCAGAUCACCACUCUGAUUGUGAGUAAGAAGGAGCGGAUGCUGGUGAAGGGCUCUGGUUUCCAUCUGGACCUGCUGCUGAUCGUGGUGCUGGGUGGUAGCUCGGCACUGUUCGGCCUGCCGUGGAUGGCCGCUGCAACCGUCCGCUCAGUGACCCACGUCAACGCGCUCACCGUCAUGAGCAAGGCCGUCGCCCCCGGAGACAAGCCCCGCAUCCAGGAGGUGAAGGAGCAGAGGGUCACUGGGCUCCUGGUCGCCAUCAUGGUUGGCUUAUCCAUUGUAAUAGGCGACCUGCUGCGUCAGAUCCCCCUGGCUGUGCUGUUUGGUAUCUUCCUCUACAUGGGAGUGAUGUCUCUCAAUGGCAUCCAGCUAACAGAGCGAAUGAUGCUGCUGCUUAUGCCGCCAAAGUAUCACCCUGACCACACCUAUGUGCGCAAGGUCCGUACGCUGCGCAUGCAUCUGUUCACCUGCAUCCAGCUGGUGUGUUUGGCAGUUCUCUGGGCUGUUAUGUCCACACAGGCGUCUCUGGCUUUCCCCUUCGUCCUCAUACUCACCAUUCCUGUCAAGAUGUUCCUGCUGCGCCGCAUCUUCACCGCCAGAGAGAUGGCAUGUCUGGAUGCGGACGACGCAGAGCCAAAGUUUGACGAACGCGAGUGUCACGACGAGUACUCUGAGAUGCACAUGCCUGUGUAGCCCACGACGAGCCCUCACAUCACCGCUUAACUCCUCUUAGUGGACACUAAAAUCCGCCAAUCACUACCGCUAAACAUCUGGGAUGCAGCGAUGGAGUCCCUCCAACUUGAAACACUCACCGAGGAAUUUGAUGCCACAUCACUGUGCGCCACCAGCCUUCUUCAUCACCAGGACAUGAACGUACAGUACGUCAGGGGUGUUGGUUGGUUGUUACUUGGGUCAAACUUUUCACUAUUUAAGUAGCUUUUUAUCAGAGUGGUCAGCAGCACUUUGUGGCACAAGCAUUGAAAUCCUACCGAGGAGAUCAAACUAUCGUCAGUGUGCGUUCACUCAUAAUGUACUUUUUUUUUUAAAAAAAACAUAUAUUUCAGGGGACAAGAGAUUCCAAAUCAAAUGAUGUGAUCUCGAGCUCAUGUGAUAAGAAUAGAUAGAUUUGCAAGACUGAUUCAUUUUUAGCCCUGAAAGGUUGCUCUGAUUCACAUUGAAUAUGUGGAGGAUAUAUGGGAUACAUUCCUUUAUGUUAUCAUGCUAUAGUUAUUGCUCGUCUAGUUUGUCGCUUUUUUAAGCUCACCAAGCGCCUUAUGAAGGAAAUAAAAAGGUAUACUAAGAGGGGUUUUUUUCCUCAUUUUGUCUUAUUGUAGACAGCCGAUCACUUUACCCGCCUCCUGAAGCUCGUAGCACUUUUAUCAAGACACCAAAUCUGAACAAUGACUGUAUUUUAACUAAUCAUUUUAUCUCCUUAAAUCCCUUAAAUAUCAGUGUUGCUUUAGUUGCUUCUUAAAUCUUUGAUUGAUUGAUUUUUUUUUUUUUUUUUUUUUAGCUUGUCCUUUCACCGUUCAUGUUUUUGCAGAAGUUUAGAUAACAGUUGGGCUUUUAUGUUAACUUCUGUACCUGUAGUACAUUGAGAUCACCAGCAGAGGGAGAUCUUGCAGGACUGUGAUGAUGAUGAUGAUGAUGAACCAAAAAAAAAAAAGAAAAAAACAGUAUAUGAAAAUGCAAUUUCUCAUUACAAUAAUGCCAUGACAUCAUGUUUCUCAUCACAACACAUUUUUGUAGUUCACACAGUGGCAUAAUAAAUACACUCUAAGAGUCUCCAUGCACAUGUUUAGGGCACUAAUGUACUGAUGUAGAGUUUGCUUCGAGGUCUCACCUGGUGUGUUUGGUUUAUGGGAAUCACUGUAAUUUAUUGGUGUCUUUAUCCAAGUGCCAAAUUGUGUCUCGUGUAAAUAGUGUAGUGGUCACAACGAUAAGCUGCAGUUCAAUCAUCUCAAAUCUCCUUACUGUAACGUGUUUGAAGGAGUCUCAGCCUAAUUAACGCAUCUUUCAUAGUAUAACAUUCCUCGGUUUAUCACGGUUUUUGUUUUUCAAACAUUUCAUUCACACUCGUGAACUUUGUCGACCAAAUUCCACACAAGCUGUGUAGACAAUCUCAUUAUUCAUGCAUGACUGAGAGGGAAGGCUUUUAAAAUAAAAACAUAUGUAAUAGGUUUUUUUUUUAAUGUCGUGUUGUAUCAUUGUGACAAGAAUUGGUUAAAGCUUUGACGCUGUUAAAUAACUUAAAUUUUCGGUCUUCUGUUACUCUCGAGCGCGUAUUUCAGACACUACGUUUCCCUCUGAACUGCCCCAUCUUCGGCCUGACUGACGCUGUGAUCUUGUGCCUGUUUCUCGAAGUUGCACAAAAUCUCAAGUGCCUGUGGGACCAUGAAGUGAUCAGCUACAGGUGUCUGCUGUGUUUGUAAGGGCGACACACGUUACAAUAGUUUGCACUUUUGAGACGCUCAUAAAUCAAACAUCUCUCCCAUUAUUUAUCUGUUGCAAUAUGAGGCAUUAUUGCUGGGUUUUUUUUUUUUGAGGAUUUAUUUGGGGUAUGUCACAGAGCCUUUUUUUUUUCUUUCUUUCUAAUGUACACACACAUUUGGCUGCACCAUGGCCAUAACAACCAAGGGGAUAUUUAUGAGGGGGAGGCAGUGGAGUACAAUGUCAGUUUUAUGUCUGCUUGUUGUGCCUGUGGAUGAAGUGAAGGUAAUCUGUGUUAUGUCAAAGUGUUUGUCGAAGUCGUGAAAUGCUGAUCUGAUGUGUUGAUCCAUUUCAUAAGCAAUACAAAGUCCGAGAGGCUAUUGCUGAUGUUCCCUUGUACAUUAAUGGUUCAAAUAUUGAUGACAAAUAAAAGUUAUUUUCUAUUUA
This is a messenger RNA of Toxotes jaculatrix (banded archerfish), 6295 nucleotides long. RefSeq names its product solute carrier family 4 member 2b (gene slc4a2b). Lineage: Eukaryota; Metazoa; Chordata; Actinopteri; Toxotidae. The coding region runs from base 338 to 4111 and encodes 1257 amino acids. Gene Ontology annotation, molecular function: solute:inorganic anion antiporter activity; monoatomic anion transmembrane transporter activity. Gene Ontology annotation, biological process: bicarbonate transport; transmembrane transport; regulation of intracellular pH. Gene Ontology annotation, cellular component: basolateral plasma membrane; apical plasma membrane; plasma membrane. The transcript has 24 exons. The record is from RefSeq and is a predicted model, not a curated record.